Messenger RNA from Acanthaster planci (crown-of-thorns starfish), 1628 nucleotides. RefSeq lists its product as uncharacterized. Lineage: Eukaryota; Metazoa; Echinodermata; Asteroidea; Valvatida; Acanthasteridae. Gene Ontology annotation, molecular function: 3'-5'-RNA exonuclease activity. The record is from RefSeq and is a predicted model, not a curated record.
ACACGGACUGAAGGAUCACAAUCCAUGAUUUCGUGGCACGACUUGAAAACGAGGCGCAUGUUUGAGACUUAAUAAUUCGCUAACCACGCCACAAAAUUGUCUGACAUAAAAAAGAAGAUAUGUUGAAUUCACAUUUAUUUAGAACCCAUUGAAAGAAAUCACUUUGAAACAUACGUACAAGAGGAAGUCCGAGUCGAAAAUAUGUAUCCUGUUUAUACGUUGCGAAAAGGUGAUUCAAACAUGGCGUCCACGUUUCCACACUACGUCGUGACACGAUCCAUCGAAAACGAAAAUCCAAAUUUCAUCCCGAUUGCAUGACAUUUUCGAUACACUAUGCACUCUAAAUUGUAGACAUCUACCUCAAAAUGAAUGUUUGUGUUUUUCAGAUUUUUAUAAAAAAAUCGAACACUGUAAAUUGCAAUAAAAAGUUGCCUGCAAAUGCCAUUAUCGUCGUUUAACCAGUUUCGUGAUUUUUUUUUUUUAUAAAUUUUGACAGAUGAUGACAACGCAAAACGACUUGCAGCAGUAUUUGCUGCAACUGGUCGUGGACGGCGGCCAAACAUUCCUGAAGUGGAGCCUUCACAUCAAUUGUUACUUCAGAUAUACUGCAUAAAGAUGCGACACCAAAAGUCGUGGACAGAUGUUGUUGCAUGGAUGGGCAAGCUUUUUCCUGACUACCCAUCUUCAAAAUGCCGACAUUUAGUAGAGACCACAGUCAACCGUGUCCUUCGUCAUGAGUCAGCCAGUCGUCAGGAUUUCUAUAAGGAGCCAGUUGAUCUCAACUUCAUAGGGCCAAUGUGUGCAGCAGCAGACAUCACUCGUAAAACCUUCAACCAGCCACCAGUUUUGAGGAGCUCUCCGCUGACAAGAGGGAUUCUGUUAGAGCUUGGGAGUUGCUACGGCGGAGAUUGUUUUUCAGCCAUCUGCCACAUCUAUGGAGGAAAGUACAACAGAAGGACAGUCAGUACAGAACUGAAAAGAACAAAAACAGUUUACACUAAACUUAACAAAUCUAAAUCUAGGAGUAAUUCUGCACAUACCUUCUUGAGUGAGGCAGUUAGUCCGGAUAUUGAUGAGCAAGCUGGAACCAGUAGAAGUAGUAGUGGUACUAAAAGUAGCAGUAAUAGUAGUGUACAUGUAAGUAGUACUGAAAAUGUAGUGAAAGAAAGUGUCAAACCAACUGCAACUACAUGUAAACUUGAGAAACUAACGCGUAAGACAGACAGCAAGCUUAAAGAUCAAAGUGCAGAGAUUAAAACCUUGCAGGAAAAAGAAGCUGUUCUGACCGAUCUUUGUAGGGAAAAAUCUGAACAUAUCCGCCACUUAGAAAAUCUGCAAGGUGCCCUCAAAAAGACUGUAGAUCAUAAAUCUGCUAAAGUGGCCAAACUGGAGAACCAGAUGGAGGUCCUGAAAACACAACUUCAUGAGAAGAGUGAAAUGAUAACUCGGUUGAAAUCCACAACUCUAUAUCAGAAACUGAGACGAAGGAACCAUUACAUCAGCCAGAAAGAGAAACGCAUAAAACUAGAAGCCAAGAAAGAGGAAGACAUGAGAAAGAAAGUGAAGAGACUACAACAGAAGUGCAGAGUCCAAAAAAAAAGAUAGCAAGUAUGAAAACUAGUAAAAGA